Messenger RNA from Sodiomyces alkalinus F11, 858 nucleotides. RefSeq lists its product as hypothetical. The transcript has 7 exons. Bases 1 to 858 code for a protein of 285 amino acids. The record is from RefSeq and is a predicted model, not a curated record. Lineage: Eukaryota; Fungi; Ascomycota; Sordariomycetes; Glomerellales; Plectosphaerellaceae.
AUGGUCGAUACCACCUCCUGCCAGAUCCCAGGUCCCGGGUUCCAGACCUGGCCGGGCUACAAGAGACGAAUUCGGAACACGAAGUGGUGCAUGCACAGACCACUUCGGGCGUGGCUCAUUACAUGGAAUGGUGCUUCCCCGUCCAAACAAUCGAACAAAAACGCUGCCAUAAAUACCUACUGCACCGAACUAGCGAACCGUCUGUACCUGGGCCGUCGUGUCAAAGAAGGCAAAGCCACAAAAGACGACGAGACGACAACCAUCCCGCUGUCCCUAAGCCGAGCUCGCAGUGAUACCGUCUCAGUAGGGCUCUCGGUGAUAUGCCAGGUCCGUUAUGUCGACGGGUUCUCGUUCAGGAAAUUGGGGCUCAUUCGCUCUACGGAGUAUAGUGCCCGAUUGCAAUUAUCCAUCAAUCAGCAGACCAUGGACAUGUUUGAUAGUGGUUGCGGCGCUGUCGACUCGACUGUCCUCUCCUACUCGGUUGACUACGACGAUAUUCUCUUGAUGUCGAUACACGCCAAUAGCAGUCCGAUAGAGUGGGAAAGCCGAGAGAAGCAGAGAACGAGACAGGUCGCAGAACGGGAAAUGACCGAAGUGAUCGAGACGAAUCCAUCCCCCUUGACGCAAGACGGAGCUGGCUCCCCAAACCUGAUAGGACUGCCCGACUCCUUCGAAGCCAAGCAGCGUGACGCUAGCCCACAUCAGCUGCGGCCUGAAGCCCCUGAAGCCCCUGCAGCCUGCAACAAAAGCAGUGGGAAGCGGUGGGAAAAUAGCAGCACUUUCAUUGCUCACUCGUCGCCCAACUCCCCCCCCCCCCGUUCUAUCCCGGCCUGGUCACGAGUCAACGACCGUCCUUGA